Messenger RNA from Echinostoma caproni, 225 nucleotides. The record is from the annotation of a GenBank genome assembly. NCBI's taxonomy places the organism in Eukaryota, Metazoa, Platyhelminthes, Trematoda, Plagiorchiida, Echinostomatidae.
AUGGGCGGAUAUCAGCCGUCAGCACGACCACCACGCUAUCUGGACUGGGACUCCGACUCUGACGAUAUGUGCAAUGAGCGUGACAAAUACGAAAAGGAACGAUAUCCCGCUCGGUAUCCCUGGCUGAAGUGUUGCCCCGAAGAUGACACUUUUGAUCAACCAAGAAUGAAGCAUAAGAUCAAGCGAUCAGAACGAGGCUACAAAAAAGAUUACAAUGAUAAAUAA